Molecule: messenger RNA, 2370 nt
Organism: Thalassophryne amazonica
Lineage: Eukaryota; Metazoa; Chordata; Actinopteri; Batrachoidiformes; Batrachoididae
Product: protein FAM117A-like
Exons: 8
Coding region: 516-1757 (413 amino acids)
Source: RefSeq, a predicted model, not a curated record
UUAGAGUUUAGGUUGAAACGCCAACUCGAAGAGCAGCAAGUGUGGCCACUUCACAACUUUCUGGGUCAACAAAACACGCUUCGAGACGACUAUUCACCAUGAAAUACAGCUCAAUGUUUGCUCAGAAGACUUGGGAGCUGAAGUCAAAGUGACUUUUUUUUUUCUCCCUCAAAACUGGAGCUGUUUCCUUGUUCGACAGCGGGGUGAAAUACCUCCUCAUCCUCACAAAGAAACUUUGCUUGCUAGGCUAACUCGCAGGAAAAAAAAAAAAAAAACUAUAAUAAUCGAUUAAAAGUGCGUCGCAAACGAUUGGAAACCGUCGUCUUUCCAGUUAAGCGUUGCUGCGUGGUUAUUAGUUGUCGAAUUAGUCAGUUUUGUAGCUUUUUUUUUUUAUUUUAUUUUUUGGGAGUGGAUGAGCUUAGCCAGCAGCAGACGUUACCAGUGUGUCCGCACGGAGUGUCCACGCAGCGCCCCCACGCUUCUCUUCACACCAUCACUGAGGCUUUUAGGUGACCAUGUCUGGCCGAAGUGGAGCUGCACAAACCCGGGGAACCGCAGUGGGUCCUCAGCCCCUCAAGGCCACCGUUCCCUAUCGGCUGGCCAGCAAGCCUCGACCAAACUGGAGAGCUGGAAAGUCAGGUGGAAAAGCCAAAUCACCACAGCUGAGCUCUGGCAUGAGGCGCACAGUUUCUCUUGAUGCCAUCAUCGGGCCGUACCUGCAGGGACACUGGCCAAAAGAACCAGAGAGUCAGAGCGGCCUGUGCCGGAAAGACAAAUCUACCCAGACCCCAGACUCGUGGUCAGAGAAAACCCGGAGCAGGAGAAGUAGCAGCAGUCAUAAACGUUCAGCAUCAUGCGGCAGCACUGAGCAUCUAGAGGAGGUCGCUAAACUGAAACAGCUGCAGCAGCGCCCCAAACCUGUAGUCCCACGGGACUGUGACAAAGAUUGUCAGCAUAGCGAUCCUCAAGGAAGCUGUAGCCUAGGAACAACCCAGACCAAGCCAAUUCCCAUCCCUGCUUUUCUGUCCACUCUGGUCCCUCCUCUGCACUGCAGCGUGGAGGGUCUUAAUCAGGAGUUGGAAGGCAUGUUCAUCUGUCAAUCACAGCAUCAUCAGCACAGGCAGCUGCUUGAGGUUCCAGACGGUCACCGUGCUCCAGUCCCUCCACAGAGCUGCAGUACUGGAUGUCAGAGUUGUCAUAUCAGCACACCACUCUCACCAUCUCCCACCUCCUCCUCACCCUGCUCCUCUCCUACCAACAUCUCUACCUUUUCACCCAGUCCCAAAGAUGUACUUGCGGACUUGCACCAAGGCUCAGUAGACGGGAACCUUCUGUCGCCGUGCCCCUCCCAUAGCGAGGCCGACCUGUCUGCACCUCUGCAGACUGCCUCUUCCCCCAGGCCAAACAAAAGUUACUGUUUUCAGAGAGAACCUCCAGAGGGCUGUGAAAAGGUGCGGGUCUGGGAGGAGACCCGUGCAUCACACCAACCCACACCACCCUUCAUUUCCUCAUGCCCAGACCCCAACAAGGUAAACUUUACCCCCUAUGGGGGCUCCGCCUUCUGCCCCGUCAACCUCCUUAAGCCUUUGUUGCCCUCUAUGGACCUGUUCUUCCGCAGCCUUGCAGUCUCUCCAAGCAGUUUCUCAAACCAGGCAACAAGCUCCUGCCAGGCAACCUCCUCUGGUAACCAGACUUCCCCUUCAGGUUCUCCUGUCACCACCAUGGGAGACUGCUCUGGGGAAGGCCUUGCUUUCUGAUCAGUGGUUUCUUUUGAAGCAAUGCCGUGUUUGUAUAUGACAAUGUCUCACUUGGGUGCAAAUAAAACUGGCCAUAUACUACACAGUAACAUGACACACAUCUGUUACACCAAGAUUGUAGAGAACUCAAGCCAUAUUGGUAACACUCUUAUUCUACGAUUCGUCAGCAAUAAAUGUCUGUUACAUUGAGUCUGAUACGGCUGUGUUGCAAUGCCUCAUUGCGUAGUGUAUGGCUGGCUUAAUUAAGAUGGGAAAGGAACAUGUAAUUUGCUUUUUCUUCAACAAUUUUUCUUUUUAAACUUUGGUUUAAAAAAAAUAAAUAAAUGUGAUGCUAUAAAAUCCAAAUAAUGAUGUAUAAGAUGCUCAUGUACUACUUUCAUGGCUUUUUGGUCAUAACUUGAGGAUUUUUUUUUUUUCCCUAGAUAAUUUUAUAAUCCAAAGAUGUAUUUUGGCCAAACAUGAGUGAGUUCCUGUUAAGAUGGUACUGUUCACUUUUAUUGGUGAGAGAUACAAUUUGCACACUUGUGGAUGAUUGAAUCUCCUCACUAACUGCACUGCCUAAUUUUUUUUUUUUUUUUUUUUUUUUUUUUUACAAACCAGGGCUUUUCAUGUU